Molecule: messenger RNA, 1289 nt
Organism: Zophobas morio
Lineage: Eukaryota; Metazoa; Arthropoda; Insecta; Coleoptera; Tenebrionidae
Exons: 5
Coding region: 93-1061 (322 amino acids)
Source: RefSeq, a predicted model, not a curated record
UCAGUUAGUAGAAGCUAAAUUUGUGAAAUAGUUUUAAACUAAUCAGCUACAAGUAUGAUUUAGUGUUCAACGUUAUAAAAAAGUGCAGUAAUAUGACAUUAAAUGUUUGUAAUGUUUACAAACACGUCGGACUUCUAGUACUACUUUUAUGUGUAGUCGUACUCCAACAAGAAAUAGUGGAGGAGAAUAUUUGUCAGUCAAUAAAAUACGAGAACCCUGAUAUAGUGCCAUCUGUAGUGAAAGAAAUAAACGAUUUAUUAACCAGCGAUUUUUUGGAAAAUGAUGACUGGGUAAUAAAAAAAUCAAGCAACUUGUCAACCAGGCCCGAUUUUGAAGACAAUUUUAAAGAUUUCGAUAUCAAGAAAGGGAAGGAAUUAUUUGUGAACUUCGUGAAGUCUUACAGUUUUUCGGUAAAAGGAACAACAGAUAUUGAAUUUUAUGUACCCUCAGAAUCAAGCCCAUUUUAUUUCGAACAUAAAAUAAACGAUGCAGAAGUUUGGACUACUUUUACUCUUGGUAUAAAGGAUGAAAUGUUGUGCAUUUAUGAAAAUUAUACAAAAUUAAUAGAACGGAUCACUCUGAUUCCAACAACGUUAAUGAUAGAAACUCCGACAGAAGCAAACUUUAAAAUCUACGAAUAUGAGUAUAAAGAAGCUAUUAGCGUCACUAAGGAACAGCCAUAUAUAAACAAAUUGAAAAUUCCCGAUUCCGAAGAGGGUUAUUUAAUUUUCUCUGUAUCUUUGUGUGACUCUUGCAUUCUGAUUGCAAGAUAUAAUAAUAAAAACUGUUUUAUGUAUUCAACUAAUAAGAACAAUAAUGAACGAUGGGAAAGAUAUAAAAUGAAAGUGAAUCCUAAGAUUCACAACGAAGUAAUUCUGAGUCGAUUGCAGCGUUACCCAUACAACGAGGGAUACUGGAAAUUGCACUUAGGACUAACAAGUCAUUCAGUUAAUUCCGCUACCAGGGCCUACACACCGUUAACAAAAAUGAUAAUAAUAAUAAUUCUAGCAAUAAUAAUUCCAGGCAAAAACCUUCCUGAGGAGGCCGACAGCCUACUCUAAAGCAGUGGUGGUUUGUGACCUUUUGAAAUGGGGACACAAUUUGAUUGAUGAUUUAAAUAUGAAGAUAUAAAUCCAAAAUACAUACAAUAAAUGUAAAAAAGUACUUGUCCACAUACCUUUGGUUUUAAAUUAUUACUGAGGAGACACACAAAACAAAACAAUUUAUUAUUUUUUUCACAACCGCACAUCCAUGAAAAUUUACCAUGCUUUAUUAAAAUAUCUAUGAAA